CGAGUGCACGGGUUUGUAUACGCUUCAUCAUUGCCGCUUCAUUCGCAAGCAGCGUCUCUCUCCUCCAUCCUCAUCCCACCACAGCCCGCAUAGCGACCUUCGGUGCAUCUCGCUGAAUGGUGUGUGUUUGUGUUCGUCCGCCGUGGCUGCGAUUACUGCUGCUGCUGUAGGGAAACGGAUCCCUGCGCUGCAUCACUGUAGACCGCUUUGGAUGACAUUUGGGUGUAGGCUGUCCUCACCGUGACAGCUACCAUGGCGAAAGCAGUCGCCUCAUCCAACGUAGUUCCAGGUACAAAGAUGACACCGCCAUCCAUCACUCUACUUCCUGACAAGAAAUCUCCAACAAAUAGUCACAGCUCUCCAGCUCGGACUGGAAAAAACACCCCAUCCAACACAGAGAAGAAGGCACACAUGAACGGACAUGCUUCCCCUUCUCACUUAGCUGCUAAUGUCAGCAGCAGCCACGGAGGUAAACCAAUUCUGGAGGGUUACAUGAAGACAGACGACAGGAUGCGUUUAGCCAAAGAGAGACGUGAGGAGAGGGAGAGAAGCCUGGUGGCCCGGGAGCAGCUGAUCAGGGAGAAGGAGCGCAGAGCUCGGCUGCAGUAUGAACGCACGGUGGAGGAACGCUGGAGGCGGCUGGAGGAGCAGAGGCUGAAAGAGGACCUCCGCAGAGCCGCGGUGGAGGAAAAGAGGAGGCAAAAGCUCGAGGAGGAGAGGGAGCGGUUUGAGGCCCUGAUGAAACGCUCUCUGGAGCGAAGCCUCCAGCUGGAGCAGAGGACAAAACGCUGGGGCAGAGGCUGCCAUCCAGGAGCAGGUGACUGUGAGAAUGCCCCACUCCCUUUCUCUGCUGCCUCCGCCUUUUCCCAUGGCAUUGCCUCCCCCAUUCCUGCUGUCAGCGAAUCUGCACCCUGCAGCCCUCACAGAUCACCUUUCCACAGCUCAGUAAACCAUACAGAUCACAACAGAGCCGGACUUCAGGGAGGCUCUCAGUCCACUCCCAACACCCCAAAGAAAGAGAGGCUGCGCAGAGAGAGAAGAACUGCAUCCCCAGGUUGCGGAUCCCCUGUGAGAAGAUCUGAAUCCCCUGCUAGCGUCACCAAACACUUGGCUUCCCCUACCGCUUCCAAGCUAGCGUCUAAGAUUCGUGCCCAGUCUCCUAGCAAUGCACAUCAGUACCAUUACUCUCCGACGAGACAGCACCCCAGCCUGAGCGAUGACAGAAAAGCAGAAAACGACAAGGUUGGAAAAAAAGGCGAGCAAACCAAAGCUGAGAUUGCAGCCAAAAAGAACGCUGACAUAAACAGCUUGAAUUCAUCUCCACCAGCUCAGAAGAAUAUGCUCAAUGCUGAAAUCGCUAAAACCAAAUCCUCCAAUAUGUACCUCAAAGGGGACACAUCUGACAAAAAUCAGUCGCCUGAAAGAAGGAACCAGAUGGCUCCCAAAGCAGAUCCCUCAGAGAAGAAGACACAGAGCAAUCUUCAGGAGGGAGACAAGAAAAAAGAAUCACCAUCGUGCACAGGUAAGGUGGCUGCUGGCACAUCAGACGCAGAGGAGGCUAGCAGGUUGCUGGCUGAACGUAGGCGCCAGGCUCGGGCUCAGAAAGAACUGGAGGAGAAAAAACGGGAACAAGAAGAAAAAGAAAGAUUAAGGGAGGAGCAGCUAAGGAAGCAACUUGCACAGGUGCAGCAACGGCGAGAGCCGAUGAACCAACAAGUGAAGGAGAGAGGAAAGAGUGAGGAAGACCCUCAUUUGAAAGAAGAAGAGAAACGGAAGAAGGAACAGCAGGAGAAGGAGCUACAGGCACAGAUGGACAGAGAGAAAGAAAAAGCCAAAGUCCAGGCUCAGGAGGAUGUGGAGCGUCAGCGGCAAGACAGGGAACUGCAGACACAGCAGGAGGAAGAGGAGCGACUACAAAGAAAAAAGAGAAUUGAGGAGAUUAUGAAGAGAACUAGGAAGGGUGAAGCUGAGUCGAAGACGGAGGAUCAGGUGGAGACAAAGUGCGUCUCACCACCAGGGGAUAUAAAGACUGUUCAAAGUAAUGCUCAGGUUAAAGAGCAGGUCACAGUUCAGGUCAAAACAAAGGACUCUGCUCUUGGGAAGACAGACGCAGCAGCAGCAGCACAGAUGGACAGUCAGAAGCAAGUAAAAAGCAACAGUCCUCUUGUGAUGCACAGUGUUCCUGACAAGAAAUCUGAGACAAAACAAACCAGUGAAGUGAUUAGCAGCCUACUUAAAGUAGCCAAAGCCUGUGUUCUCAAGCAAGAGGGUGGAGAGGUGGGAAUAAAUGCAAACCAGCAGCACAGAGCAAGUGUUAAUGUCACAGACCAAAUCAAGAGAGAGCCCACAAAGCUGAGGGGAGAGGGCGGUAUGAUGAAUAGUGGAGGAAAGGGUGAAGGAAGUGCCUUGACCAGUACUGAUCUAAGAGCCGAAGUAAGCAAACAGAAGAGCGUGGAUGUACCAGCAGCUGGGGGAAAAGAUAAAGGAGGGUCCCAGGUCGAGGUUGUUAGACCUCCUGUGGCACCACUGCCAAUUGGAAACCUGUCACCACCAGUCAUCAAGCUGGAGCCGCUCGACGCGAAGCACACAGGUUCUUGUGAUGAGGUGCAGUCGAUGGAAAUCAGCCCGGCCUCAAAGGAAGAACUGAUCUCGAUCCCAGAGUACUCACCUGUCAACGAAAUCCAGAGCAAUGGCAUGAGUAACACCCGGGCCCUUGAAGAGCUCAUGGACCUGACAGGAAGCAUCACCUACGUUAAACUGUCCACUGAAAGCACCGUCGGUGACUGCAACAAGAACCUCAUUGAAGGUGUCGUUAGUCCCGUUUCAGAUUCACAGCUCAUGGGGGUGGCACCUCCAUCCUCAAAUAAACUAAGCAUCAAGUAGCUCAUUAGUUCCUUUCUCUUCCUCUCUUGCUUGCCUUCUCUCUGUCUCACACAGGCACACAUACGCUCACAGGAUGUCACAUUUUGAUUAUGUGCUCUUGUGUCAUUACAGUUAAGGGAAUAGAGCCAUAGAGAUUGACCUAAAACUAUACAAUAUGACCUGCAAUAUAAACAAAACAUCUCCUAUGUAGUAAUAACAUAGAAAAUGACUGUGUUAAAGGUUGUGCGACUCUACAGUUCUUCUCCUGAGGACAAGUAUAUGAAAGACAGUCAUAAAAAGACGUUUAUAGAUACGUGAUAUUAUGGCAAAAAGACAAAUAUCAGGGAUUUGAAUACUACAGAAAUUUAGGAAACACACUAUUACUAACUUACAUUAGCCUGGUAAGAGCUUUUCCUGCACAGUUUCCUCACUGGGUCUCAGUUCAUUUCCAUGUUGUAUUAAAGCCUGCUCAGAGCACUGAUGACUGUAGCCUUUCCAAAUGCCCUCCUAAGCCUUUAAAUGACACUCAAAGCAUUCUUGGGAAAGGCAAGACUAUUUAAUGUUAAUGAUGUGUUUAUUUUUAAUGCCUAAAACUUUUAUUCUGGGUCAGUGUUACUGAUGCAUGUAUUGAUAUUGGAUUUGUGUAACAAAUCCAGACAUACUACCAGAUCUACUGCAAUCAUUUAUUUCUUUCUGUCCCAGCAAAUUAUAUUCUUGAUAGUUUCCCCUUUAUUCCUCUUUUAAAUCUUUCUAACAGCAUGCAAAUGAGGGGGGAAAUGACUCCCCAAAUAUUGCAAGUAAACUUGAAUGUUGCAGCAAAUGAAAAGCAAAUUAUGGCAUCAAUGCAAAAAAAAAAAAAAAAAGUACCACAUUGCAGAGUAGGAUCAAUCUUCUCUAUUGCAAAUAUACAGAAAUUGUGAAAGCAAGGCAGCCUUUAUUAAACCAUUUCAGUCAUGGAAUGGGGUUUAUCAUGAUGAAAAUGCUGACAACUGAGCAACUUUGUGUUAUUUAAAAAUAUAUCUGUAGGAGUGCCUUGCUAACUGGUCUAUUAAACAGAGAUUUCACUCCAUGUGUGGACACUGACGUGCAGGAUUAAAGUGCACUGGGGCAGGGAUGUUUGCUGAGCAACUUGCAACUUGUCUGCCCUGUAGCUAUAAAAUGCUGUUUGCUGUUAAUUUUCUCCCUUACAUCAUGCUUACAUCAUGUUGUACUCUGAGAUCACGCACACUUCUUGAACAGUUCAGUGACAUUCAUUUUCUGUGUUGUGUCAAAAUGUAUUUUCAGUAGAGAUGCCUUAUAUGGGACUGAGCACCUGCUUUACUUCAGUGUUUAUUUUGUGUUUAUCCUUUAACUUGACCGCUGGGAUAGUUGUGUGUCUGUGACCUGUAAUACUUGAACCUUGGUUUGAAAUGCUUCAUCUCUACCAUGCUGCAGACAGUUAUGCCAGCGUCCUCUGCUGUUAAAAACUGACAUUUAGUUCUUGUUGCCAGACAACCCAAAUCAGAGGCUAUAUAACAGUCAGUUAAGUGAAGUAGCCAUAUUAAA
Archocentrus centrarchus (flier cichlid) is the source of this 4407-nucleotide messenger RNA. RefSeq names its product MAP7 domain containing 2a (gene map7d2a). Lineage: Eukaryota; Metazoa; Chordata; Actinopteri; Cichliformes; Cichlidae. The transcript is spliced from 17 exons. Gene Ontology annotation, cellular component: microtubule cytoskeleton. Bases 253 to 2883 code for a protein of 876 amino acids. The record is from RefSeq and is a predicted model, not a curated record. Gene Ontology annotation, biological process: microtubule cytoskeleton organization.